AGUCUUUAUAUUAUAACUUUUUAAUUUUAGAACGUUUAGUUAUUUUUUUUUAUACUGCAUUCCAAACUCAAAAAUUAACGAUGUGGCAUUUAAUUUUUUCACGGAUGUAAAGAGUUUAUGUCAAUUGUUUUGGAAAAGUUAUUUAUUAUUUUGUAAAAUGAGUGUCGAGUUCAUAGAUUUGUUCAAGACGGAAAAAGAAAAUGAACGAAAUCAGAAAGAAAACAAAGACUGGAUGAGAGGAAGCCGAACACUGGUUGCGAAACGAUACAGAUCUAGAAGAGGACGUGCGAAAAGACAAAUUGAUACAUCGACUGAUGCGAAAUCCACAGAAGCUAUAACGCGUCGUACAUCAUCUUCACCGUCAAGAAUAUCCGCUGAAUGGAGUGGGGCUACAGGGGGUCCCCCGGCGGAGGUCAUCCUUCGUCUACAUCCUACGCCCGUCACGCCAGCCUAUCCAGUGCAGAACCGUGGGAAUUUGUCAAUUACGGAAUUAGAUGGAAGUGCAAUAGUAGUGCGUGCAGAAGAAGCACUGAUAGUAGCAUUCGUGCUACUCCUAUGGGUAGCAGCCAUCGCUCUAUUUUUCAACCGUUGGGGCAAGAUCAGGUGCGUCUAUAAGCUAAUGUUAGAACCAUAUCAACCAAAAUUCCAACAACAGCAUCGUCAAAGUUGCGUGCUAGCUGAGAAUACUGUCUCCGUGCCACCCCUUCAUCGAGCGUCGCUGUCAAGGGGGUGCGUGUCAUACGACUGUGGGGGAACUUUCUCUGCUUACCAACCGUGUGGCUAUCUUUCACAUCGGCCUCGCCAAAACUCUGUAUUCGUUGGUAGCAUGGGUGGAAUGGCAUUAAUACCAGAGAGUCCUCCGCGUCGAUCUCGUUCAGCUGCCGACCUCCCAGCCCUCACUACACCAUCAGACCACGUUCCCACUACGUCUAGGUCAUCCAGGGCAGCCAGCCUUCACACAGUGGACCUAAGGGUCUGCGCUCCUUCACCCCGGACGUCCAGAGCGGCAAGUCUACAUUCAUCAGUCGACGUACCCUCCGUACAAGUUCAUGUUAGGGGUUCUGUAUCUAAUAUAAACAGACCUAGGAGUCCUAGGAGAUUAACCAUUACUAACGUCUAGAGCUAGGUGUUUAUUGUGAUGGACCAAUGUUUUUUUUUUCCUUUCUUAUAACGUGUCUGUCUUGAAAAUAUUUUGAAUGCGUGAUUGGAUUUAUCACUGUUUUGUCUCUUUCACUCUUUAACUCUUUCAAGUGAGUAAGAGUGAGUAAGAACGUAACAAAACAGUGAUCACUGAUAAGGUUAUUGUAUAAUAUUCGGUUAACUCAAAUGUAAAACUACUGUGAAUAUUUUGAAGCUUUAUUUUUAUAUAUGUAGGAAUGUGACAAAUGUGGGCUAAAUAGAUUUAAUCAUUUAUAUAUUUAAACUAAGUUAGUCUUUAAGCUAAUCUUUCAAUUUUCUAGUAGAUGUCUUCGUCCUAAAAUCUUUAUCUUCACAUAUAUUCUAUAUCCUUGUCCUUUAAACGUAUAGUAUUAAAUAAUAUUUAUUAUUAAAAAUAUUAUUUCAUCGUGAAUGAACUCACCGUGUGCUCAUACUAUUAUAAUUUUUAUAGACCGCAUUUAUAACUUUAAAAAAUAAUAAC
Zerene cesonia (dogface butterfly) is the source of this 1639-nucleotide messenger RNA. RefSeq lists its product as uncharacterized. NCBI's taxonomy places the organism in Eukaryota, Metazoa, Arthropoda, Insecta, Lepidoptera, Pieridae. The record is from RefSeq and is a predicted model, not a curated record. The transcript is spliced from 8 exons. Bases 158 to 1120 code for a protein of 320 amino acids.